AUGUACAAGGAAUCUUCAGUUCAAUUAUGGACACGUAUUACGCUGAUAGCAAUUUUGUCACCGUGCGUAGCCUCAGGAUUCAGUUGUUUGAAGGAUGUUCACCCAGGAAAUUGUACCUGCUAUCCCUUUGGUCGUACACGAGUUCGUGUCAAGUGCACUGGUAUAACACAAGUACCCAGUAACUUGCCUGAAAAUACGGUGUCGCUGUAAGUAAAACGUUAUUCUCUCACUGUGAAAGUGAUUUAUAGACCUACUUCAAAAUAGCGGCCAUGAUUACUCUUCUUCAAUAAAAACAAGCCUUCUUUACGUCGCUUUUUGGAGAACUUUCUGCAGUUCAAAUGAAUAAAGAGGGUAAGUUUCUAAAGAAACUGUGCUGCUGCGUCGGUGGGAGAGUAUAACAGGGUAAAUUAGUAUUAUCAACUCAGUUGAUAAUGUAAACUGGCCACCGUGAAGGGUUUAAAAGCUGACGUCAACAAUUUUGCGAAACUGACGUAUUAAAUCUUACCCAGUACUUCCCCAUGUAGUAUUUCUAUUCCUGUGACCAAUACUUACAAUCAAGUACUUGUGUAAAUAAUUAUUUCCUCAUGUUUCUCUACUGAAGUUAAAUUCUUUUAAAAUAUUUCGUUAUCUAGAGAUCUUUCAAACAACCGUUUGAAAUCUAUACCGGAGGACGCCUUCUCAAAUCUGAAAUUUCUCGCAAAAAUGUGAGUUGAUGUUCACGUUGUUAUUUUUAUCAUAGCUGUCAGACUUAUUCCUAUUUGCUUGCGAGCGAUCCGGGUCUGAGCUGAGUGCAUUAAAUUUACGUAGGUCUGCACCGUUUAUUCCAUGUCAUUUAUUUUUUUCCUUUCAACUGGUCCAGCAAUUUUAUUAUUCAAUGCUCUUGGGGUCAUUUCUCUCAGCAGACACCUCUAAGGAUAAGUUCACUUGUCUUCUUUUGUGCUUCAACUGGAUUUGUCGCUUAGACAGUUGCUGUGUGUCUAAUCAUGCUUGAGACUCACACAUUGCGCAUAUUUUUAGACACUUUAUCGUUAUCAUUAUUACUAUUAUUGUUAUCAUUAUAGGAGAUCUUCACAAGCGUGUAAGCUUAUUACAGGAGGUUCAAGCGUUUAGCUGCAUUAAUUUGUUUUUGAUCUUGAUUGUCAUUCUUUUCUUAUCCUCUCAGAGAUCUAUCGCAAAACAAGUUAAGGACAAUUCCGAGGAACACUUUCCGAAAUCUGACAGCUUUGUUUAACGUGUGAGUGAUUGCAUGAUUUUUCAUCAAGGGGCAUUGGAAUUUUUCAGAAAAAAACUUGGCUCAAGAGAUAAAAUUUUAAGCGGCAAGAUUUUGUUCCUAUGCUACUGAAGAAGAAUCAGCAUCCAAUUAUACAUUUUCCCCUUAAAAAAAACCCCUCAAUUUCAUUCUGACUUAACGCUAGUCACUUUUGAUAACCUUAACGAGGCGCCUUGUGUUCAAAUGGCACUUCCUGUUCGAUUCAUAUUAGGAAUAGAUUCUCUAAUAUAAUGCUUAUUCUUGUUAUUUUUUUGGUUGAUUUUAGAAAUAUCUACCAGAACAACAUCAAAGGUGGAUUUUUCCUUCCUAAAAGCGUAGUAGCAUUGUAAGUUCUAGUUUUUCAAAGGUUUUUUAUUUUAGGCUACAAAGCAGAAGUAUGCUCAACCAUCCAUACAAAUUUCAUCUCCACCAAUCAAAAAUACAUAUGACAUAAUGACUCAUGAAUACCGCGUUUUGAGUGACCUAUCCUCUCAGAAACUGUCUUAAAAUGCGCCAAAAACUCGAUUAUGUUCGCUGUUAUAUUUAAUCAUUCCCAGCAAACCUGGUCAUUUACCGAUGACGUAAAAUGCAAUUCCAGUUCACCUUUUUACCAUUCUCUGGACUCAGAUCUGAAGGCUUUGCUGUAAAAGGGCUGUUGAGGAUUUUCGUGUAUGGCCAAUUUGCUGAGUUUUUUUUUCAGGCUCUUUUCAAAAUGGUGGUCAGGAAUCCAAAGAGGAAGAAAAUUUGCGAAUUUUUAGUUCACUCUCAGCUUUGGAUUCUCAGUUGGGAAAAGUUGUAACAGCGAGGAUAAAACUUAUCAGCAUACGUCUCCUUUAUGUAACUCGAAAAUAAAUCAUGAUGAAGGAUUUUAUACAAAAUUUGCUUUGCAUCAAAUUUGCUUAAUUUUAUCCUUAUUCUAAAGGAAACAGAUAAGAUUUUUCAAGCCAGCCUGAAAAUUAAAUUGAAGAGCUAAUUCAAUACCAUGCAUCAGACAACAUUCUGAGUCUGAUGGCUUACGAGAAUGCGUUGGUAUGAUCAAUUUAUGUCAAAAAUCGAUGCAUGAGCGUUUUCUCUCGUUUUCGUUCAAUUGAUCAAAAUGUAAAGCUAAAACUACGUCUGUCGACCUUGCAAAGAGACUUCCGAACCCUUUUAUGAAAAUAAACCUUCAUCCCUUUAUUUGUUUACAGACAGAUGUCUUACAACGACCUAACGUUGGACGACAUGAAAGAGAUUUUGCAAAAUUCUAAGGAUAUUACUUUCCUGUAAGUGAGUGCAUCUUUUAUGGAAAUAUACUCAUUUUAUGAAGCAUGAGAUGAGUCUUACUUUUCACUGCGUUACUUAUUGUUAUGGAGUCCAGGUCCGGGUGCAAGCACUCGAUUAAUUAAAAGGACGUAGGGGUAUUGGCAAGGCGUUGGAGAAACCUAACGAAUUACUAAGGGGCUACCACAAAGUUAUCACUAAGUAUUCUCUUCUCUAAAGCCUGGUUUUCGUACAACGUAAGCACAAGUGCAAGCACAAAUGUUACGCAAGCAUAACAAAUCUUUUUUCACCUUGAAAAUUACCUCGACGCCAGCACUAACGCAAUUGGAAGCAAGAGAUCAGAUUUUUUCCUUUGUCCUGUCCUUUGCACUUUUGCUUGCAUCAAGGCCAUCAUACGGGCUUUUAAGUUUGCACUUCCGCUUACGUCGCCUAGUUACAACAAGGCUUACGACUGAUGGUUCUUCUCUCUGGUCACUAAUCUUUGCGAGGCAGGUAGUUCAGACGUUAAUAUGUUUAAUAUCAUCCAGCUUCACCUGAGUCCAAUAUUUAAACAAGACGAAAGACUUAUUUUUAAGCUAAUUGCUUUGGUUUACAUAUUAUUAAAUCCUCGCAGAAACAUUGCAGGAAAUCCCCUUGGACCUAACUUAACUGCAGACAUUUUCGCUGGUUUUGACAGGAUCGUGUAUUUGUAAGAACCGUAAUUGUUUGUAACACAUUAACAAGAUUCAUGUAAGAUUUAUUUCAAUAAUUAUGGCACCUUUUCAAGGUUUCCACUUUGUCGCAAUUAGUACUGUUACAGUUUUUGUUUUUUAAAACCUUUGUUAUUUCAGUUUCUAAUUCAGUCUUUCCUCGUUUACCAUGCGUGUUUUUCUUGGCGUGAGAUCGCUGGUGAUAACAAUCAGCAAAUCCUGACAGCUGAACAUUUCACACAAUUAUGACGAUCCUGUCAUAUUUGUAAACUCCUUUCUGAUUUUAACGUCAUCUACGCCUUCGUCGACGUCGUCAUCAUCGAAAACCAGGGGUGUAGGCAGCGUUUCCACUUGUUGUAGGCCUGUUUCUAAAGAAACUUAAAUUUUUGUGAUUCUAAUAUAUAACAACUUUUAAUAAGCAGCUUUGUCAGUGACUAAUGACGAGUUCUUCUUGUCAUUUAUUUAAAAUUAACCUUCAUGAAUGAUACUCUCUCAAGCUCUACGCAACGUAAACAUUACACCAUCUCAGCAAAACGAGGGCUUUUUGGAAUAGAACUGGAUAAUCACUUACCAUAUACGUAAAUUUAUUUCAUAGGUAUGCAAUAUAUAAGGACUGGCUACAGAUAUCUUGCUGAACGGAUUGUGCUAUGCAAAGCUAAAUGAGGUUCUUUAUUUCUUAAUUAGGGAAUUGUCAGGAAGCGGUUUAAAGCGCAUCGAAAGUGGAGCCUUCCAGGCAAUGAAGAAGAUAGAAAAGCUGUGAGCUGAACAGGUUUUUUGCUCUCACUUACUGGGCGAGUUUGGCUGUUUGGCUGGGCUGAACAGGUUUUCUGGCUCUCACUUACUGGGCGAGUUUUCGGCAAACUUAAAUAACUGUUUCUCUAACAACUAUCGUUUUUCUAUUACCACAUAGCUGGCUUUUAAUUGCACGCGGUUUCUCCACUAAGAGGGUCUCGAUGGGAUUCUAACUUUUACGGCUAACAGUUAAAACGUUGGCCAAUUUACAACUAACGGUUAGUAUGUUACCAUUAUGGUCGCCAGAAAGUUUUUAUUAAGGUUUUUAACUUUUUCGACGAAUAACGGUCAAACCGCUAAAUUUUUGGCCUUUUUACGACAAACGGUUAACCCCGUUGAGACCCUUCAUUGAGCGAGAGCCUCGAAAAGGCUGAAAACUUGUUAGUCCACCCCUCAACAGUUUCUCUCAAUAAAAAUCAAGAACUUUGUAUGUAAGUAUUGCUUGAGUUGCUUUCGACUCCGUCUUCGUGUUCCAGACGAUCAAGAUAUAAUUUUCUUAUGAGUUUAUUCUUAAUAAACUGUUUAAUCGUUUGUAUCACGAUAUAGUCACUUGAGAUGCAGAUCGCCAUCUACAUCUCAAGUGACUACAUCGUGAUACAAACGAUUAAACAGUUUAUUAUUACUUACCAGUACCAUGAGCAAUGACCUCUUUUACGAUAGUUUAUUAUUCUUUACUGCAGAUAUAUUCGAUCGACAAAUUUGACAAAAAUUGCUGAUGGAGCAUUCAACUCUUUAAGUAAACUCAUUGAAUUGUAAGUCCCUUUUUUAAUGUUGUUACUUUAAGAAUUGCUCUUCUUUUAUCCUUCUUAAAAAAAAAUAAACCUUCAUGAUCGAAAACUAUCACAAGGAUAUGUACCUCGUUCCUCAUGAUAUAUUGGAAAUAUGUGCCUGCUGCACUAACCUCCUCAUUCCAUAAGAUACAUAAUUUCAUUAAACCGUGCCGAUUCCUAUCCAGCUUUUCAGCUUUUUUGUUGUAACAAUUACGUGUACAUGUUCCCUGUUACCUUUCUAUUUCGUGCCCCGUGGCACAAAACGCGUCCACUUGCAGAGGCCUUCGCUAGAUUUAACGACUUUUCACUCUUAAUUUUGAAUACUCCAGGCGAUUAGAUGGCAACAAGUUAACAUCUGUACCCGACUUGACUGGUCUUAAGACGGUGGAGUUUCUGUAAGUUUCUAUUACUCAAACAGUGGGUCACUUCUUGUGUUGUUAUUUUACCUUGCUUCACUUUAUCGAAAAUCUUUCAAAAGGCUUGAAGUGUAAUCUUGCUAACAUUGAGCCAUUUUCUACGCCAACGUAAACUGCACUUUUACUUUUUGAUUUUCCUGAAAGUACCAAAUCAGUAACCAUCAACUAUUCAAAGCCAUUCGUAACAGAAUUUUUUUUCAAUUUCCUUGCUAAUUUCGAUUUCUUCAGGAGGAUUUAACCGUUAAUGCUUCAAACUCUUAUCAACUAUUGUUGACAUUUUGGACACAAACGAUAUACACUGUGCCCUGAGAAUUAAGUGGAAAUUGGCUCACACGAUUCCGUGGAGCAAUACACAUCUUUUGAAGGUGAUAAAAGGCCACAAAAUGUAAAAAAAUGAUGUUUUGUCAAGAAAAUAUUACAUAUCUAUUUUUUUUAUUAUCUAAGUUGUAAAAGAAUUUAGUCAGCAUGAGUCCAUUCAAGAGGAGAAAACACGAAAGAAACCUCAAGUUUAAGUAUCCAUCAUAACGCAUUAUUAAACCUUUAACUUCCAAGAUCAGGUUGUUAAUUCUCCCCUCUUGCUACUACACAUUACCUUGUUAAUUAGUUAUGAGAAUUUGGUGUUAGAACGAGAUAAUAUCUUCUGCCUGAUUAAUUUGUGUAUUCUUAUUACCUAUUUAUUGGAUAAUGUAUGGAUAUUUUAGGGAGAAGUUACAUAAUCACUUCUGGAAGUUAAAGAGUUAAUAUGUACUUUGUAUCGCAAAUUUUCUAUUCCAUGCAAAGUUUUCAACGAAUUAAAAACUAGAGCAAUCUUGGAGAGUUCCUUCUCUCGAUUCCUCUGUCCAAUCACAAAACAAGCGUUUUGGUGAUAGUGAUAUUAGUGUCGUACCAUACAGUUGUAAUUGAGUGAGCUACAUUUGGGAUUUUUUAUUAAUGAAACUGAACGUUUUAAAUUCAUUCAUUUGUUUAUUAAUAUUACAAAAAAAUUCUAAUGAUCUCACUUCUUUUAACUUUUUCAGAAACUUGGGAAAUAAUCGAAUAAGCAACAUAUCAAGCCUUGCAACGUCAAGAAUCAACUAUGUGAGAGAAAUGUAAGCAAUAUGCAUUUUAAAAAGAGAAUUCCCCCUGCAAAUAGAUUCCUAUUUUUAGGAGUGAUUCGAAUUCCGUAAUAGACAUUUUGUCAGUACGGAUGGUUGGCUUGAGUGCAUUCAUAUUUAUCUGUAUGCGCAUUAUCUCUUUAGGUCUCUGACGAAAAAUCAAAUCGAGCAGCUACCAGCCGAAGUGUUCCAGAAUUUGAACGUACUGUACGCUUUGUAAGUUGUGUUUGAUUGGAUACUGAGACUCACUGAUUUCAUACUUCACUCAUCUACGGCUUUGUUUGUGAUUGAUUGCCUAAUAUGUCCUAUACUUACUUAUACAGAGAUUUGUCUUUCAACAAUAAGCUCUCGUCCAUACCAGAUCGUGCGUUUUCUGGUCUCAAGCAAUUGAAAGUAUUGUAAGAGAAAUUUUAUUUUUAAACAUGUAAUCUGUUUGUAAAUAGAAUAAGAGAGAUGGUAAGUUUUAAGCUCGGUAAAGAAGUAGAGAAAGAUGUUUUACGUCUUCAGUUGUCAUGAGACUGGGACAAAGAAAAAAUUCUGGGUCCCCAUGAGAUUCGAUUCCUCAUGGGGACUCAGAAUUUUUUCUUUGUCCCAGGCUCGUGACAAGACGAAAAACAUCUUACCUGUUGUUAUCAAAAAUUACGAGGUAACCCUAAACAUGCUAAUUAGAGAACUAUUAUUUGAAAACUCUAUAUAUUUAGAUCAAAUCUGCCUUUUCUGCUCCUUUUUUUUUGUUUUGAAACAGUUAGAACACAAAAUAAAAAAGAAUUACUCUGAAAAUCCAUGUCAUUUUCCCUUAAUUAGGUUUCUGCACUUCAACAACAUCUCAAAAAUUAGCAGCCUUACCUUUGCUGGGCUUCAAAAUCUGAGGUUGCUGUAAGUAAUCUUUUCACUUUAAGUUGACACGAAGAAAACCGUUGAAUGUUAUUGUGCCGUAUGAAACGUUUAGAAAUGAAUUUUAAAAUACUGAACGUAAAAAACAUACACACACAGAAGAAAGAAACGUUGACUCUAAAAUAACGCGGAAGAACUAAUACAGAACACUACUGGAAGCCUUUCUCCUAAUCUCCGAGAAAGAGUUCUAUGUAACAGGGGUUUAACAGAGAGCUUGAAGCGUCCGUCUUGUCUUUUUUUUUUGAAGGAUGCUUGUGAACAACAGUCUGGCUUCUCUUCCUGAAAAGGCUUUGGCUGAAAUGUCUUUGAACUUUUUGUAAGUAACCUGAAAUCUAUGAAUUAUUUGCAAAUUCUAAGGUGUCACAUGGAUAUCAUUAAUAUAUGUAGAUUAACUUUACAUUAAGAUGGUGUGUUCUAAUGCCUUUUACUUUCUCUUGAAAUCUCACAAGAUAGUUUCAUUCUCCCUGUAUUGUUAUCUGUAGGUUUUUACACGGAAACCGAAUCAAAAACGUUGAUGCGAAUGCUUUUCGCGGCCUCACUGAUCUGCGUUUGGUGUAAGUUGUAUUGAAUAGAAGUAAACUGAUAUGCUUUUCUUUCAGCUUCGUACAUAGUUCUAUAGUAUUUAGCAUUUUAAUAAUUUCAGUAUCGAUCAGUUUGUAGAUGGUUUUUCUAAAUCAGUAUCACGAUCUUGGUGGUUUUAUGUCAAGUUUCCCCUUGGUUUUUCUUUGUACGGGAUAGCGACAAAUUUAUUCCGCGUAAGGGAAACUGCCAUUUUAAAGCAAUUCAUUCUUAAGUUUAUCAUAUAAACAAAUUAACUUCUUGAAUUUUAGGACGCUAUUUAAAAAUCCCGCCUUAACGUCACUCCCAAGAAAUGUAUUCGAUGGACUGAAUGAAAAUGUUACUUUGUAAGUAUAGAUAGUUCUUUACAUCGCUUAGAAUGCUAUUGUCUUUCGCGACAUGUACUUGCAGUGCCCAUUUAAUCAGCGGGCAGCAUAAUAAUUUGCAUAUCCUGAACUAGUCGGUUGUGAUUGGUCAGCAGGUAAAGCUUUGGGAAUACAUGAGUCUCUUUGCAGAUUUCAGCUGCUGUCAAUCAAACGGUUGGAUGUGUAAAGUAAAUCCCAAUUCAUAACAUUUGUCUGUAAAUAACACUUUUCUUAAAUAAACGUUAUACUGAAUUUGGCGAACAUUGCUAGACGUAUUUAAGUGAGUAAGUAACUUCAUUUCUGAGUCAAACAUAAAGACCAGCCAAAGGAAAAAUCCUAAUAGGGGACAUGUAAGAGAAUAAUGGUAUCUUUAAAGUUCGAUUAGUUCAACAAUCGCACUCGCAAAAAAAGUAGGUUCCAUGAACCUCCAACCAAGGAUUGAGGUCGAUAGCCGGAUGUUCUGUUUUAAGUUAUUGCCUAUUUUCUAUUUCGUUAAAAUCGCUUCAAUCGGUAGAGAAAAAUAUGAGCGAUGCUUCCGACAACCGGCUUGUGAUUGCGACGAUCGUCGAGAUAGAACUUAAGUCUAUCUUGCGACAAUAAUAGGAGUAUGAUUUCCAUAUGAUAGUAACGAUUGCUGAAUAUUUUUGCAGCGAUCGCAGCGAUCAUAUCUUAAAAGCAUUUACAGUUUUUUAAGCAUUGUCUAGUUACCACCUCAAUUUCAAUAAUAAUUAGGCGGCGUGUGCGCGAUUGUUUGCGGAGGCGGAGCUUAGCAUACGUUGAUAUUCUCGCGGGAAGUUUAAAAUAGGUCACUUGUAUUUUCGUGGGGGUCUCCAAAGGACAAAUUAGGAUAGAACACUACGAUGCUGAGCAAACGUUUUCGAAAUUCGCGUUUUGCGACUACUUCCAAAGUUUGGAAUCCCUUGGAAAUUUCUAUGACGCUUUCUAGAAUGUCAAAUAAAAAUAACCGUAUGGUAAAAGAGAAAUCUAGCAAUUGAGUGAAGAUAAAUUACGCCUGAAAGUGCGCCGAGAUCGACUUCUCAUACAAGCAGGAUGCUAACAUCGUCAAUUUUCAAGGCAAAUUUGCGAACUCUUCUAAAAGCGCAAGAACAAAGUGAGAAUGAUACACUGUUCAAUUGAACUUUCUUCUUUAAAAGCCAUAUGGUAAAAGUAGCAUUUGAAAAGUAGUUUAUCCGUAAACGAAGAGAACGUAAGCCUUCCUCGGCAUUUUCAGCCCUUUUCCUUUAUUGUUUGACAAUCAUUUUCUAAUAAGCUUUUAAAUUUAGCGCCGGUGUCUCAAUGAAAGUCCCGGAUAUGUCGCUGAAUGCUGGGCGAUGAUCUACUCACAAUGAUACAUUUCUUCAAAGCCCUUUUACAUUCAAUAAGUAUGAACUUUGAGUCAUUAAUACCAUUACAUACCCACUGUUCCUCAUUGCAGUUGCUUGGAUAAAGAUUGUUAUUUGAGAUAUUUGACAAUCGGUAAUUCAAGUUGGUUAUACCUUCCGAGAGAGACACCUCGUUUUUUUUAAGAUCACUGAAACCUCAGGUGAUGCCAACUGACUUAAAGGUGUUUUAACCAUGCAGUGAUAAAUAACAAACUGCACAAUAAUUUUGUUCUUGACUGAUCCUGAUCUUCGUGCACGGUUCUGACCAAAUGAGCUACUUCAUUUAAACCUACUAAUUGUCAAUUUACUUAAGCUACCCCAAACCUCAUCUUAAAGUUAAAAGGUUUGAACUUCUUUUUAGAGCUCUCUCCUGCAAAACCCUCAAAGAGCUUCCUCGAGGGAUAAACGAUGCAAGAGUGUAAGUGAAAGAUCAAAUAUAGCAAUUUUGGUGGCAAUUCAGGAUCGCUCGGGUUUUGCUGUAAACCUCAGAUUAAAAACUACGAUUAAUUAACCUUGACUUGAUAAUGUUUAUCAACAAAGAAAAAAAGUUAGUCAUCGUUACUGAGAAUUUGAAGUUUUUAACCAAAAUUUAAAAACUUUACAGAUCAGUUAUUUUUUGCUGCCUCGAGGUCACUUACAUAUAGGGUGCUGAAGUAUAUUAUCUUCGGUUUGAUCUACUUUAUCAGAUGCAGUAAGAUCCGGCUGUGAUGUGCUGUGCUGUCUUGUUCUAUAAUGUAUCAUUUUUGAGCUUUCAUCAAUGAUUUGUCAUAUUCAGUAUCUUUUGGUCUAGUUUGGUGUGAAUCUGAAUCUAGGCCAUUUCAUUUGCCUAACAUACAACCUUUGUGGAACUCUCUAACCUUGAAUUACAGUGUAUUGUUGCGCCGGCUUUUCACCCCUUUGGUUUUAUUAACAAGUUUCUGGUUUUAAUUUCUUUCAUCAGCGUAUGUGCUCCAACAGAAUCUUUGUUUGUAGUGGUGUAUUCCCCAGAACGCCGCUACCAGGUGGAUGGUCUUCUUGACUCCGGCUUUAUGUGUUCUAAAUGCCGUCAGGGGGGCUAUCACAGAUGCCUUAAUUGUAGCCUUUGCUCGACGGGCACCUACAGCAGCCGUGAUAGAGCGAAUUCACAUUGCUUGAGGUGCCCUGCAGGUAAAUACGAUGCUUUACAUGUUGCAAUUUGUUUUUGGAGACAUUUACGUUUAGCUAAAAACCAUAAAAUGAGUGUCUGAUCUCAAUGAAUAGAGUAUCGCUCCCAAAUGUUUUAUUUUUAGGAGGCUUUUACCAAGACGAAAUGGGCCAAAUUGACUGUAAGACCUGCUCCAUUGGCACUUAUGUUCCUGAGAUUAACUACCCUGGAAAAUCCGCGACUGACUGUCGUGCAUGCCCUUACGGUAAGAGAAAAUAAUGAUUGAAAUUGAGUUUUGAAAAAUUGAGGCAAUAAUAUUGAAUAGAAGAGAAUUCUUCUUGUAAGAAUGCAUUAUGUAUGAAUAUCUUGAGAAGAAUCUCGAUUUCAGAAAUUCUUGCUACAAGAAUAAGGAAUUCUUUUCUCAAGAACGAGAAUUCUUCCUUUAUCAUAUUGACCCAUCUCGUCUCGAUAAAGAAGGAAUGGGUCAAUAUGGAUGCAAGAUUUGUAGCACGUAUACCUAUGUUCACGAGGAGUAGCAUCCUGGAAAAAGUCCUAAUGACUAUCGCGCAUGCCCAUACGGUAAGGAUCAGGUUCAAUAACAAGCUAUUGCGUGAUUUCACUUUCGUUCUUAUUGUCCGAUGACCAUGAUUUUAUGCUUUGAAAGAUGUGCUUGCUUUUCAUUAUGAUUUUACACAUGAACUAAUUAUCAAACAUUUUCUCGCGACUAAGAGUCAUUACUGAUUGCAGAGCCAAGCUAGGAAAACCAAUUUGUUUCGACACCUGUACUGCUAAUUUUCGGAAGGCGGUGAGGUAAAACGACUACCCGUCGCUAACCGUAAAUUGUUAACCGGGUACUGUCUGUAAAAUUUGGUGUUCUGUCUCUGAUGUGUAUUACUCCCCAUGCAACCAUAGGUUAACAAUGUUGUGGAGAGCACUGGCGGUUGUACUUUAGCAGAAAGUUUAUCCAUCUGGCUCUGGUUGUUCAAAGACUGGAUAGCGCUCUUGACUGAAUAAAUCUCGAUUCGGUGGAUAGCGCAGUACGUUCUGCUCACACUUAUCCAUUGGACAGCGAUUUACCCAUUUGAUAGUGUUAUCCGUCCUUUGAACAACUGGUCUCUGAAAGAUCUCUCAAGAAAGUAAAGGGUUUUCAUGUUGGAAAAUCCUGAUCACUUUGUAUUUACAUAACAUUUCUGUGUUUGUAAACAGGUACUAACACUAAUGAAAUCGCUGGUUACCGUGCAUGUCGAUGCCUCCAUAAAUUCUACCGCUUGGAUCGUUUUGGUCCUUGCAAAUCGUGUCCAUAUCAUGGAAUGAACUGUGAGAAUGAUACGGCAAUAUUAGCACCAAAUUACUUUUGGAAAUGGAACAGCUCCGAAAAAAUGGAAUCUUACAGAAGUUUCGUCCAAAACAUCCAAAUUACCACAGCUGAAUAUAAUAAAACCUUCUCCACUUUUGAAGGACUGUUGCCAAAGCCUCUGAAGUGCCCUUAUCCAGACUCAUGUAAGGGCGGAAUAAACUCAACGUGCAACACUGGCUACCAGGGUACCCUCUGUGCAUCAUGUUCCUCGUACCAUUAUCUUAGAUUCAACAGAUGUUUAAAAUGUCCUAAGCUGGUAGUCACAGUCUUUUCUUGUGGUCUGAUACUUUUGUCCUUUGUCCUGCUUUUUGUGAUUGUUUUCAAGUGCGACUCAAGACGAACAGGAGACAAUCGUUUUGUUGCAGAUGUCGUAAUGUCCUGCAUUAAGAUCAUUAUUGGAUUCUAUCAAGUUCUUGCUGGUAUUUUUUCAGCUUUGCUGCAUGUCCAGUGGCCAAUGGUUAUUUUAUCUGCGGCGAAAUGCUUGAAAUUUGUUGAAGGAAAUAUUUUACAGUUCGCACCUCUGAGUUGCAUUCACCCUGUGCUCCGCUUGGACCCAUUUAUUCAAUUUGUCCUCGCUGUUACUAUAAACGUCUUUGCUGUCUCUUUAAUACUGCUUUACCUCUUCUUUAAAAUGCUUCUCCUUAACAGGAUGGAGAAUUCCACGGAAGAAAACAAUUCCAAUUUUAUAGCGAGAAACACCUUAGAAAGAAUGGAGGAUACCACAGCAGAAAAUGCCUUGUAUGGAAUUGAGAAUUCCAUGCUAGAGAGUACUUCGGCGUGCUCAACGGGGGAAUCCAAAUGGGAAAAAAUCUCAAAGUUGAAGAAGUCUUGCUAUCGAAACAUCUUUUUAUUUCUCCUGUUGUCUUAUCCAAUAACAAGUAAGAAGAUUAUAAACAUUCUGCCCCUGCCAGGAGCGUGUGUCGAGAAGUGUUUCUUGAAUGAUGACAACGAUUGUAUUUCUCUACUGAAGGCCGACUAUUCCAUUCCUUGUUCUACCUCUCGACACAGUGACUUUUGGCACAUCGCUGCUGGGUUUGCACUGUAUCCCAUCGCCUUCCCAAUUCUGCUGCUGGCACUCCUUUGGAAAUGUCGAAAAUACCCACAAAAACACAAACAGUUUAACUUUGGCUUGAAAGUGUUCUAUGAGAACUAUAAGGACAAGUAUUGGUUCUGGGAGAUAGUUGAGAUGUACCGGAAGCUGAUCUUUAUUUCAGUUAUUCUUCUGUUCGACUCCGAAAGUGAUUCUCAAAUUGGCUUUGCUGUGAUCGCAGCAAGUGCAUCAGGAAUUGUAUACACCAUCUUUCGACCGAUGAAAGACAAGUUUGAAGAUCGACUACAAACAUUUGUGCUGUGGGUGAUAUUCUUUAAUGUCUGUCUUGGUGCAGUUUAUUCACGGCCCACCUUGAACGAGGGGCAUGGAGAUAACAAUACGUUAUUUGUAAAUGUGAUGUUUUUUAUUCUCAACUGUUCCGUGUUGGUUGUGGCAGUUGGUAAGUCCUCUGAUCAGAACUUUUUUUUCGAUCAAUAUAUUGUAACGGCAUUGCAGAAGACUUUAAGGGUUUGGUCGGAGUUGUUUAAUUACUUUUUUCCUAAAUGAGCUCUUUACACCGACAAGAACGUAUCUCUGUAAUGCAUUAAUACCUACUUGCACUAUACUUAAGUGAAAUAGUUGAUUCGGUCUUUGGGAGACAAAGUGGUCCGUUUGACACAUUAAGUCACAAAAACCUGGUCAAAGUUUGUUAAACUUGGUUAGCAGUGAGCCAAAUGUAUGAACAUGUUAGGAAACUUUGAUUAUUGUUAUCCGUUAUCUCUUCCGACCUUCACUGAAGGAUUACACGUUUUUCCAUCCCUGAAAACAAAGAACACUUCCUGAUACAAUAUUUGUAGUACUACUACUUCAAAUUACUACUACAAAGUACUACUGUCUACUACUUUUAAGUUUGCUUUUCUGUAACUUUUCCGUGUGGAAAGUUAAUCCGCUUUGUGAUGUUUCUUUUCCUUUCAGGAAAAGGUCUUCUCCAUUUGAUACAUGGCUGUCGACGCAAAAGAGACCCAGACUAUGAGGUCCUGGAGCCAAUCUUGGGGGAGGAAGACCAUGUUACAGAGUAAUGGCCGCUUUGGCGUUACAGUGUAUAACGUCUUUUUAACCUUUCCUCAUCAUGUUUACCGCCAUUGACUUGCACCAAAAGCCAAUAUGAUUUAACAGCCGAGAUUAAAAGAUUGAUGGACUUGACUCAUCCAUAAUGUUUGAACUGAGAAAACCAAAAGAUUAAACAAGAGAACAUAAAAUUUACUGGCCAGAUUUCAAGACAAAAAAAACUUAGACUUUACAUGUAGUUUAUAAAUAAUAACAAUCAGAAAUUAGAUGAGUAAUUGAGAGCUUAAUCAACUCAAUUAAUUUUUUCCUUUUCACUCUUUUUUGCGGUUCCAUCGUUCAAUUGAAAAUUAAAUUGAUCGACAAAGAGAGCUUAGCUAGUCAUAGCUACAUGUGCUCCACUGUUGGUGGCUGCUGUUUUUUCAGGGCAUUUUAUUGUUCGAAACUACUUGGACGGCCCUUUUGAGGGGGAAACCUGAACCAGGAACUUGGAUUCAUUAACUAGACUGCCACAGCUGUGUCGUAACGUCACAUCUUUUCAGAUUCUGUGAUGACCACAAGCAUAAGAAUUUAUACCGUCCAAUAUGUAUCUUUUGUCGUCGAAGCAAGAUAAUGACACUUUGUAGCUUCAUAGUUGAUGAUUUUUGCUUCAGAUAGUUUUCAUUGUAUGAUGC
This is a messenger RNA of Pocillopora meandrina, 14718 nucleotides long. The record is from the annotation of a GenBank genome assembly. NCBI's taxonomy places the organism in Eukaryota, Metazoa, Cnidaria, Anthozoa, Scleractinia, Pocilloporidae.